ACAGACACACUUUCAGCAAAAUCCUCAAAUGGCCUCCUCUUCAUGUUUCCUUCUCAUUGCUCUUCUUGCCUUGGCCUCGUGGCAGGCUAUUGCUUCUGAUCCGAGCCCUCUCCAAGACUUUUGCGUUGCAGACAACAGCUCACAUGUUCUUGUCAAUGGAUUUGUCUGUAAAGAUCCAAAGGAUGUGAAGGCUGAAGACUUCUUCUUGGCGGCCAAACUCGACAUGCCAAGGGACACCAAAAUUAACAAGGUUGGGUCUAAUGUCACCUUGAUCAAUGUAAUGCGGAUUCCUGGCCUGAACACAUUGGGCAUCUCCUUGGCGCGAAUCGACUAUGCACCUUUGGGUGAGAACCCACCGCACACACAUCCGCGUGCCACUGAGAUCCUCACCGUGCUUGAAGGGACCCUUUAUGUCGGCUUCGUCACGUCAAACCCAGAAAACAAAUUCUUGUCAAAGGUGCUCAAUAAGGGUGACGUGUUUGUAUUCCCAGAAGGACUCAUCCACUUCCAAUUCAACCCCAACCCCUACAAACCAGCGGUGGCAAUUGCUGCACUUAGCAGCCAAAACCCUGGGGCUAUCACCAUUGCUAACGCCGUGUUUGGGUCAAAACCAGCAAUCUCAGAUGAUGUUCUCGCCAAGGCCUUCCAGGUGGACAAGAAAACAGUGGACUGGCUCCAAGCUCAGUUCUGGGCAGACAACCACAACUAAUUAAGUAUUGCAUCGACUAAGUGGAGAAUGCUUUGAUAUGGUUUCAUAAUACAUCCUUUUGUUGUAUUUAUUAUCUGCAAAACUUAUACCAUGUACAUGUGAAAUAUUUGGUUGAA
Lolium rigidum is the source of this 825-nucleotide messenger RNA. Its product is annotated as germin-like protein 8-11. NCBI's taxonomy places the organism in Eukaryota, Viridiplantae, Streptophyta, Magnoliopsida, Poales, Poaceae. Gene Ontology annotation, cellular component: cell wall. The record is from RefSeq and is a predicted model, not a curated record. The coding region runs from base 29 to 709 and encodes 226 amino acids. The transcript has 2 exons. Gene Ontology annotation, molecular function: manganese ion binding.